AUGUCCAAUAGCACCUCCAUCAGGCACUUCCUCCUGCUGGCAUUGGCAGACACGCGGCAGCUGCAGCUCCUGCACUUCUGCCUCUUGCUGGGCAUCUCCCUGGCUGCCCUCCUGGGCAACGGCCUCAUCAUCAGCGCCGUAGCCUGUGGCCACCACCUGCACACACCCAUGUUCUUCUUCCUGCUCAACCUGGCCCUCAGCGACCUGGGCUCCAUCUGCACCACUGUCCCCAAAGCCAUGCACAAUUCCCUCUGGCACACCAGCAACAUUUCCUAUGCAGGAUGUGCUACUCAGAUAUUUCUGUUUGUAUUUUUCAUUUCAGCAGAUUUUUCCCUCCUGACCAUCAUGUGCUACGACCGCUACGUGUCCAUCUGCAAACCCCUGCACUACGGGACUCUCCUGGGCAGCAGAGCUUGUGCCCACAUGGCAGCAGCUGCCUGGGCCAGUGGCUUUCUCAAUGCUCUACUGUACACAGCCAAUACAUUUUCCCUGCCCCUGUGUCAUGGCAGAGCCCUUGGCCAGUUCUUCUGUGAGGCUCCACAGAUCCUCAAGCUUUCCUGCUCACACUCCACCUUUAGAAAAAUUUGGAUUUCAUUGGUUACUGUCUGUUUAGCUUCUGGCUGUUUUGUGUUCAUUGUUUUCUCCUAUGUGCAGAUCUUCAGGGCUGUGCUGAGGAUCCCCUCUGAGCAGGGACGGCACAAAGCCUUUUCCACCUGCCUCCCUCACCUGGCCGUGGUCUCUCUGUUCCUCAGCACUGGCUUUUUAGCCUACCUGAAGCCCCCCUCCAUCUUCUCCCCAUCCCUGGAUCUGGCCCUGUCAGUUCUGUACUCAGUGGUGCCUCCAGCCCUGAAGCCCCUCAUCUACAGCCUGAGGAACAAGGAGCUCAAGGCUGCACAGCAGCAGGGUACGCCCUGCCGAACCGAGGCAGAAACAAAGCCUCCCCCGCCGUGGAAUGCAGCCCCCACGCGGAGCAGAGACAGCAGCCACUCCACGCGGCAAGCCGAAACCGGGGCCCCCCCCGCCGUGCCGCGUGUGCAGAGAACACUCCCCACCCCGCACCAAGAGAGAUCCCCCGGCCACGUGGAAAGAGAGCCCCCCCGCACAGAGAAAGAGAGGGAGUCUCUCGACUACGUGUAG
Molecule: messenger RNA, 1137 nt
Organism: Zonotrichia leucophrys gambelii
Lineage: Eukaryota; Metazoa; Chordata; Aves; Passeriformes; Passerellidae
Product: olfactory receptor 14A16-like
Exons: 2
Coding region: 1-1137 (378 amino acids)
Biological process (GO): G protein-coupled receptor signaling pathway
Cellular component (GO): membrane
Molecular function (GO): G protein-coupled receptor activity; olfactory receptor activity; odorant binding
Source: RefSeq, a predicted model, not a curated record